AUGCCCACCCACACAAACCUUCUCAACAACGGCAGAUUUGUUGGAUCUCGCAUGGGCCUUACAUCCAACGACGUUGUUUGUUGUCCACCUCCUCUGUUUCACUGUUUCGAACUUCGUGCACGGAAGCACGAUUGUCUUUCCAAGCAAUUCGAUGCGGAUCGGGUGCUCGACGCCAUUGUGCAGGAAGACUGCACGUCUCUCUAUGGAGUUCCGACCAUGUUUAUCGCUGUGAUCGAAGCUCAGAAGAGAUAG
Messenger RNA from Capronia epimyces CBS 606.96, 252 nucleotides. Its product is annotated as long-chain acyl-CoA synthetase. Gene Ontology annotation, molecular function: medium-chain fatty acid-CoA ligase activity. The transcript has 2 exons. Gene Ontology annotation, biological process: fatty acid metabolic process. NCBI's taxonomy places the organism in Eukaryota, Fungi, Ascomycota, Eurotiomycetes, Chaetothyriales, Herpotrichiellaceae. The coding region runs from base 1 to 252 and encodes 83 amino acids. The record is from RefSeq and is a predicted model, not a curated record.